AUGGCCCCAUCAGAAGAAGCAGAUAACGACGUAACUCAAGCACCCGCGUCUAAACGGCGUCGCGUCGCGGUCGCCUGCGAUGCAUGUCGAACGCGCAAGUCCCGCUGUGACGGCGUGAGACCUCGAUGCUCGCUAUGUCGAGACCUGGGGUUCGAAUGUGUGUAUACACCGCCGCCCACGGCGACGAAUGUUAUUGUGCAGAAGGAUUAUUUACGGGGGCUUGAGGAGAGAGUUAAGAGGUUGGAGGAGGGGAUGGUUGGUGUUAGAGGGGAUAUUGAUGGGUUGGUUGGGAGAGUUGAUGGUGUGCAAGUGCAGGGUGUUGCUACUGGAGAUGCAGGCUCGAGUAGUAGUUUGGCAACUGCGAGGAGGAUCGAGGAUGAUUCCGGGCAAAGGGUAGUUUCUGUGGCUGGGUCGGAUCUUAUUGGGACGGAGGAUGCGGUUGAUGCGAUGGGUGCGGUGACAUUUGCUGAUGAGGAAGACUCGGGAUUCUUCGGACCCUCUUCUAACAUUGCAUUCUUGAGACACCUCUCAAGAGCAAUUGUUCAGCACGGAUACCUUUUAUCACCUGGUGCAGCGGAAGGCGGAUUCGUCAAUGCAUCGCGACCACCCUCGCCACCGCGCCAAGCAUCGCAUGAUCAACGGUCAAAAAUCAACAUGUUUGCUCUACCUCCUCAGUCGGAGACAUUGGCCCUUAUACAGCGGUACUUUUCUGAAACGGGACUACUCUUCCCGUACAUAUAUCCGCCUGCCUUUUUGGAGACGUAUCAUCAAACGACGAGAGAGAAUUUCACCAAAGUACGACGAACGUGGCUUGGACUUUUGAACAUGGUUUUGGCAAUGGCCACGAUCACUGCUAUGCCUGGUGGUGCGAGAGCUGAUGCCCGGAUCUCGGAGUCGGAUGUUUUCUAUCAACGUGGUCUAGGGUUGUGUGGCAGCGAGAUCUUACGAGGGACGACUCUGGAAGUUGUGCAAUAUCUCCUACUCAUGGGCCAAUACCUACAAGGCACGCAAAAGUCUGUUCAGGCUUGGACUGUUCAUGGAUUAGCAGUCAAGGCUGCGCUCCAACUUGGUUUGCAUUCCAGAAAUGCAUCCAGGUCAUUCCCCCCACUCGAGCAGGAGACUCGCAAGCGAACUUGGUACGGUUGCGUAGUGCUUGACAGAACCCUGAGUAUGACCUUUGGAAGGCCAAGCUCCAUCCCCGAUUACUACGUGAAACUUGAACUGCCAUCAAAACGCGAUUUCGAAAAGUCAUCAGCAUUUGUGGAUGACGAGACCUCUUAUCUUAGCGUCUCCUUCUUCAACUCAACCAUCACCCUAUACAAACAACUCUGGAACAUCCUCGACCUCCUCUACGGCCAAAACAUCGGCUGCGACACCCCCCUCUCCGUCAGCGAAACAGUCGCCCACAUCUUCAGCAUGGAACAACACCUCUUCUCCUGGGAACGCUCCCUCCCCCCAUCCCUACAACUUGUCUCAACAGCCAUCCUCACCGAAAUGCCUCUAGAUCAAACAUCAUCCAGCUUCCAAUACUUCUCCUGGAAAUUCCGCGUCAUUCUCACCCUCCGAUAUCUCAAUCUCCGUGUUCUACUUCAUAGACCCGUGUUAGUGAAGUUCAUCGCUGCGAGUCGCUCUCCCGAUCGCGAUCCGCAGGAUUUGAAACUCCUGCAGCAGAUUGGCAUGAAUAGUAUGCAGAUUGUUGUUGAGUCGGCAAUGGAGAUUAUUGAUAUUGUGUGGAGGGUUGUGUCGGAGCCUGGGUGGAAGCAGAGUUUGCUUGGGGCGUGGUGGUUUUCGUUAUAUUACACAUUCAAUGCGGCGGUUGUUCUCAUCGGCGCUGUUUGCGUGUAUCGAGAUACAACCCUUUGCAGCGCUUCGAUGACUGCCCAAGCAAAGACAGUGCAGCAGUACCCUGCUCGCGCGGUGAUGGCUCUUGCCAAGCUGGACGAUGGGAAUCGACUGAUUGAUCGGUGUCGGUAUUAUCUGGAGCAGUUUAACAAGAUUUUGGUUGAUUCGGAAACUGAUCUUGAUGGCUUGAUGCCCGCACUGCCGACGCUGACGGGUAUGCGUGGCUCCAACUCCGCGGCAGAUUAUAGUCUUUCGCCAUUUGGAAUGGAGCUUGGGGAGUUUAUGAUGGAUGACGAUCUCGUCGCGAUGAUAGAUAAGCAGGGUCUUUUAACGCAGGAUCCUGGAUCGGCGUAUCCUGUAUGA
This is a messenger RNA of Penicillium cataractarum, 2205 nucleotides long. Its product is annotated as putative C6 transcription factor. Gene Ontology annotation, cellular component: nucleus. The record is from RefSeq and is a predicted model, not a curated record. The transcript is spliced from 7 exons. Gene Ontology annotation, molecular function: DNA-binding transcription factor activity, RNA polymerase II-specific; zinc ion binding; RNA polymerase II cis-regulatory region sequence-specific DNA binding. Gene Ontology annotation, biological process: DNA-templated transcription; positive regulation of transcription from RNA polymerase II promoter by galactose. Lineage: Eukaryota; Fungi; Ascomycota; Eurotiomycetes; Eurotiales; Aspergillaceae. The coding region runs from base 1 to 2205 and encodes 734 amino acids.